Messenger RNA from Salmo salar (Atlantic salmon), 1756 nucleotides. NCBI's taxonomy places the organism in Eukaryota, Metazoa, Chordata, Actinopteri, Salmoniformes, Salmonidae. The record is from RefSeq and is a predicted model, not a curated record.
GGACACGCCCAGAAAUCGCUGAAAAAUAUUCAAACAAGUGUCUAGCUGUGAGGUCAGGUCGAAGAUUUGUGUAAAAAUCUCAUAUUCGUCACUGAACAUUAGAUGUGUUUUAAUCUUAGCAAGCCAGUUGUGCUUGGUAUGCACUGUAGCUAUAUGUUUCAGUGAGAGUGCCAAAAGUUUGAUAGCUAGCUAGCAAGAGAGACCACUCACAAUCCUUGAUCUGCACUGCCAGAGCUAUUUUGGGAGGAUGACCAAAAAACGAAAGCAAACCACAAGUUUCACACCUCCCCAGCCUAGCUCACUCAGAUCAAGGAAGAGAAAGUGCUGGGAUGAGUCAGAGGAGAUCGCCCCCUCUGGAGAGGCAGUGGAAGCACAGCCCUCACACCUAGAACAGCAGGACACUGAGGGAAGAGUGUUAAACACCACCUCUCCUCCUAAAGAUCCCCACCACCCUCUGACGGCCUGUACUACUCAUCCAUCUCAGCAGGCUAACAAAGCGGGAGAUACCACUGCACCCAAGCAAGAGGGUGAUCCAGUGGAGGAAAGUCCUGUUGUGACUGGCUUCGAGGGAGAACAGGCCAUUGGAGGGGCUAUGGAGCGGGCGGGCACAGAGGAGGCAGUUCCAACCAAUCAGGAUGGUGGAGAUAGUCCACAGGAAGACCAUAGUGUGGAGUCCUCCGUUAAAGAGGACGAGGAUAGAGAAGAAGAAGACAUCAAGACACAGAGUUUCCUCAGCUUCCCCCCACACCCACUGACUGCAGCACAGCCCCAGCCCACCCUGCCUCCUUCCAAGGAGGUCAACGUUGGGGACGGGGACAGUCAAACCGACAAUGAAGAGGAGCAGUGUGGAGAGAAGAACCCGAAGCCCAAAAUGGAGGAGCUCGACAGUGAACCGCAGGAGGCUAUAGAUGACAGAGGUGUUUGUCUGGGUGGUGGGAGGGAGGGGCCUCCAGUGGAGGAGGACAGGUCUGUGGAAGCACCAGUGAAGAAGAGGAGAAGGAGAAUGGGGAUGUGUGGUCUGGGAGAGAGGGAGAGGAGGAGAGGAAGAGAGGAGGAGCGGCAGAAGGAAAGAAAGAGUGUGACGGAAGGAGGGAGGGAGGGAGAAGAGAUGGUUCUGGCGAGGAAAGCGGAGGAGGAGAAAGUGGAGAAAGAGAGAGAGGAGGACAUCGAGCAGAGUGGUGAUAGUGGUGGUGGUGAUGCCAACCUGGUGGCUGUAGAGGGAACUGCAGCAACAUCAUCCUCUGAUCCGUCCCUCCUUUCAUCGAUCCCUCCAUCCGUUCCUCUGGGGAGUACCACUGAGCAGACGAAGAAAGAGAAAGAAGAGGAGGAGAAGUUAGAUGAGGAGCAGCUUCAGUCAGUGGGAGAGGCAAGCCAUGCAGGCCCCAGCGAAGUGGCUUAUUCUGGGCCAGAGCAGGUCACAGGAGAGGGUCUCCGGACCGGCCUGGAGGUGGACGCACUGGGCAGUGAGCAGCCUGUGGUGUUGGGGGAAGAAGAGCUAGACACAGAGGGGGUUGUGGAGAAGAACCAGGAGGGGGCUGUGGGUCUAAUGAGCCAGAGGAGAGCCCCCCUAGGGCCCCUACACCAUCCUCCACCACCACCCCUUCCUCUAUCCCUCUGGAGGCUGGGACAGAGAGGGAGCACCACGGAGAGGUUCAGAGCUCACCUACCCAGAGAGAGAAGGGGGCUGAAGAUGGGGCAGGGGCUGGGACUGUGGCCAACCCCCGGGCACUCAGUCUGGCCCCGGUUGACAGAGUAG